AUGGAAGUGGAUUUUCUGGCUGCAUGGAAGAUUUUUAGGAAAAGUCGCACUUGUGAACAUGUGGGUGAUGUUGAAGAUGAAGAUUUUGAGAACUCUUGCACAAGUUCACUAAAGUUUGCAAAGAUGUCUAUCAGAAAGUUUCAAGGAAUCAGUACAGAAAAAUCUUUGUCGGCGCAAGAGCAGCAGGCUAAGAUCAGUGAUGUUAGGAAGAUACUAGGUCCUGUUGCCAAUAAGCUUCCAGUACUUUGUUCUGAUGCCUCAAUAUCUAGGUAUCUCAGAGCAAGGAACUGGAAUACAAAGAAGGCAUCCAAGAUGUUGAAAGCCACGUUGAAAUGGAGGUGGGAAUUCAAGCCUGAGAAGAUCCAAUGGGAAGAUGUUGCUCGUGAAGCUGAGACUGGAAAAAUCUAUAGAGCUAAUUAUUUUGACAAGGAGGGACGGACUAUUCUUAUCCUUAGACCUGGUUUCCAGAAUACAAGCGACAUAAAAGGACAGAUUAGACACUUGGUUUAUUGUGUGGAGAAUGCCAUCAUGACUUUAAAUCCAGAUCAGGAGCAGAUGGUCUGGCUAAUUGAUUUUGAAGGGUGGAAAAUGUCCUGCAUAUCAGUGAAGGCUGCUCGGGAAACAGCUCACAUCCUGCAGAAUCAUUACCCUGAGAGACUAGGCGUUGGAAUCCUCUACAAUCCCCCCAAAGUAUUUGAAUCCUUUUGGAAGUUGGUGAAACCAUUCAUUGAGCCCAAGACAUACAAGAAAGUGAGGUUUGUCUAUCCCAACGACCCACAGAGCCAAAAGAUGAUGGAAGAGCUCUUUGAUAUGGAUAAGCUGAAUUGUGCAUUUGGUGGAAGAAACUCAGCUGGGUUUAACUAUGAAACUUAUGCCCAAUGGAUGAGGGAGGAUGACAAGAAAAAGUUUGAUAUGAUCAACUCUGGAUCAUCAUCACCCUUACCAUCCAUCAUGUCUGAACCACAGAACUCGGAGACAUUGACUCCGAACUGUAUCUCUAUGGUUUCUGAUGAAGAUGAGUGUUCCUCUGGUGAUGAAAAAACUUUAAACUUGGAGAAUACUGAAGAAGAAACACAAGAUUUGCCACUUAGUUGCAAAGAUGUUGCAGGCGGUGAAGCAGUUGACGUAGCAAAAGAACUAAAGAAAGGAGAGCUGGCAUGA
Molecule: messenger RNA, 1161 nt
Organism: Dovyalis caffra
Lineage: Eukaryota; Viridiplantae; Streptophyta; Magnoliopsida; Malpighiales; Salicaceae
Source: the annotation of a GenBank genome assembly